AUGUUGAUGGUGUUGCUGAUGGUGGAGGCGGCGGCUGCGUUGCGGCUCUACCCGCUGGCCAGAGCUAAGCCACUGUGCCGUAUCCACACGGUGAGGACGGGAAAGGUGUUUCACACCAGGCAGCAUAUUCAAGGGGACCAUCUGUAUUUUUCAUCGAUGACAACACACUUGAUUAAACAUCCUUGCAAGAAGAACAUAGCCCUCUAUCUGGGAAGGCAAGUUUUUUUCACGAGAGAUAACUUUGGCAGUAGUCUCCCUCCAUUUUCCAUCCCUACGUCACUGCAGGUUGGCACACCAGAAGUAACUUCAGCCCAUUUUGCCGGUUCAGUAUUGCUCUUAGUAGUGAACCAAAAAGUCUAUAUUUAUGAUUAUGAAGCCAAUUCCUGGAAUGCCUCUGUAGGCAUAGAGCACCCUGUCUCUCAUAUUUCUGGUGACAAUUGUUGUUACAGUGGACAUCCCUCUUGUGUGGACAUAAGUGAUUCAGUUUUCGCUUAUUUGCGUGGAGACCAGAUACCUCAGACCAACAUCUAUUUCUCAAAUACCUGGGGAUACAGAUUUCAGAAGUUUGCCCUUGAAAGACAGGCAGAACUAGUUGGAUCCCUGGGUGGGACCUUCUACUUUCACUCCUUGUCACAGGUCGGGCUGCUUCUCAUUGAUCAAGGGAAGGCCAUGUUCGCCUACUCAGACCACCCCCUGAACCGCAGUUUUGGGCUUCCCUUUGACUACAACGGGACCCUCGACAUCCUCAUCACCCCGGGCCAGAAAGGCAUUCUGAUCUUCUGGUUCGAGAAGAGCCUGUUGGUUUCCCGAAACGCAGGUCAGCUUGUCGACCCCGUCCAGGUACAAGAAGGACGGCACAUCUUGCAUUCUUCCAUUUCCGAAGCCAACAUCAGCAUCCACACUGUGGCUGCAAAUGAAAAUGAACUGGCAGUUUUAACUCGGGAGAAUAAUUUAUACUAUGGCAACCUGGGAAUCUUGUCAAGUUCUCUAAUCAAAUUUGCAGACCAAAACAUCUGGUCCCAGGAGGCAGCCCUGAUGUUCACGAACGUGGGGAUGCUGGAAAUUCUGACCCCGCUUCCUGAUUCGGUUUUUCUAGCGUUCGAUUUCCAGAAGUGCCCCGUGAAUACCCAGGCGAUUCUCAUGGAUCCCCAGCUCCAAGUGGACGUUUGCAAAGUAGAACUUCUGCAAGGAGAAUUUGAAAACAAAAUGUAUACCAUUGACAUGAACAGCCAGUUGGAGUUGAGCGCUCUGAUGAUACCCCGGCCCGGCACGUCGCCGGUCCCACUCGUGAUGGUGAGCAACCCCCACUCUCUGGGGCUACAGGCCGUCAUUUACGAGGACGGCUACACCUACGACGGGAACACCAAGCACAGACUGAACAUUUCCCUGAGGCAGCAGCACCACUGGGGCAGGGCCGACCCCAACUUCACCUCCAGCAUAAAGAGACCCACAAUGUCUACCAUCACUCUGGAUAUAGCCAACAAGGAAAUUUCAUGUGUGGACCUCAAGCCACUGACGGCGCUCAUUUCGGUUGGUUGCGACCUGGAGAAAAAGAUCGUCAUUCAGAACGAAAUCUCAGCCUGUUACAAUGGCGUCCUCGACCCGGUGGCCCUGCAGGACAAUUACAGCUAUGUGAUCGAGAGGGACGCCUACGACCCCAGCUUCCGGGGGCAGCGGGCGGCCGUGGACCUGGUGGUGCCCUACCCGUAUGAGAAGCUGGGCUGCCCCCACCUCGUCUACUACGACACCCCGUGGAAGCCCGUGGUGGAGCUGUGGCGGGAAGGAAAGUUCCAGGAGGUGGUGGAGGCCGAGUACGUCUUGCUGGAGGUGAACGGGCUCUUCACGUACACGUACUUGCUGACGGCCGGCACCGCGCUCUGCAGCUCCCAGCCUCAGAACUGGAGCACCAUCUUGGAGCAGGCUGGCGACAAGGGGCCCUUCGCCUGGGACCGAGAGAACUACGUGAGCUGCCACGACCCGGACAACCACGCCCCCCUGAGGUGGCCAGACGUCCCCUAUCAGAUCUUGGGUGGCCCGACACAAAACAAGGUCGUUUUCGACCAAAGGAACGGAAUCUACAUUUUCUUCCUUUCCAUCGUGGACCCCUACUACAGCUACUGCCACCUGGAGACCACCUUCAGCGUGUACGUCCAUGGGGCCUUCCCACAGUCCGUCAUCCCGCAGGAGGUCACCGUCGCCCUGGUCACGGCGGCCACCCUGCUAUCCGUGUGGCUGGCCUACGCGGUCCCCAAACAGCUGGGCACCGAGAAGGGCCUCAGGUUCAAGGGCUUCUGGGUGGGCCUGUGCAGGCGAUGCAGGCAGUCGUGUGCGUGUCUGCGGGGCAGGCGCUGAGCGCCCGCGGAGGGCCAGGGGCCCUGGGAGGCCGCUUCGUUGCCACCAGUGGGGCCAGGUGUCUUAAAA
Ceratotherium simum simum (southern white rhinoceros) is the source of this 2421-nucleotide messenger RNA. It is a transcript of the gene CATSPERD, whose product is annotated as catsper channel auxiliary subunit delta. The record is from RefSeq and is a predicted model, not a curated record. Gene Ontology annotation, cellular component: sperm principal piece; CatSper complex. Lineage: Eukaryota; Metazoa; Chordata; Mammalia; Perissodactyla; Rhinocerotidae. Gene Ontology annotation, biological process: flagellated sperm motility; sperm capacitation.